AUGGCGAACGACCGGGAGGUUUUGCGUGAAAUAUGGGAUGGAAAACUUCCCGUUUGUUUUCAGCUAGAUCAAGAAGAGAUUAUGGAAAUACAGCAACCAGACCCCUUUUAUGUAAUGGUUCCCCGGUUAAGUUAUUUUCCCCUUGUAAUUGAUAAGAUGAAAAGGCAUUUUCUUCGUUAUAUAUCCCAAGAAAAUGCUGACAAUGAAAUGUGGAUGGAUUAUAAUGGUCAACCAUUGAAAUGGCAUUAUCCCAUUGGAUUCUUAUAUGAUUUAUAUUGUGGAAAUGAUCCCCAAACACCUUGGACUUUAACAGUGCAUUUCAGCAAGUUUCCUGGAAACAUUUUGCUUCACUGCCCAAACAAAGAUGUAGUAGAGGCUCACUAUAUGUCAACAGUAAAAGAGGCUGAUGUUCUAAAACACAGGGGACAAAUCAUGUCUGCUAUGCAAAAAAAAGAUCACAACCAGCUAUGGUUAGGAUUACAAAAUGACAAAUUUGAUCAAUUUUGGGCAAUUAAUAGAAGACUUAUGGAAGCACAUGGGGAUAAUGAUGGAUUUAAACAUAUUCCCAUUAGGAUAUAUUCAGAAGAUGGUACAUGCACACAACGGUUAAUUAGUCCCAAAAACAUUGAUGGAAGUAGAAAAAUAAUUCAACAGCUUAUAUCUGAACUGUAUCCAGAAAAACCAGUAAAAUUAAGAACACAUGGCAUCACAAUCCCACUUGACACACCACUGCAGUGGCUAUCGGAACAUUUAAGCUACCCAGAUAAUUUUCUUCAUGUCUGUGUGUGUUAG
Messenger RNA from Pieris macdunnoughi, 792 nucleotides. The record is from the annotation of a GenBank genome assembly. Lineage: Eukaryota; Metazoa; Arthropoda; Insecta; Lepidoptera; Pieridae.